This is a messenger RNA of Mycotypha africana, 1152 nucleotides long. RefSeq lists its product as uncharacterized. The record is from RefSeq and is a predicted model, not a curated record. Lineage: Eukaryota; Fungi; Mucoromycota; Mucoromycetes; Mucorales; Mycotyphaceae. Bases 1 to 1152 code for a protein of 383 amino acids. The transcript is spliced from 3 exons.
AUGACAGCAUCGAAUUCACCUGCUCGUGAUGUCAAGUUCAUAACAGAAACACCCGAUAUAUCAGCAUCUUCUAGUGAUAUGCCACAGGAACAGCUUCACUUAUCCAAAAAGCCGCGUAAUUACAAAUACUGGUCAGACGAGGAAGUCAAAAAGAUAUUAGACUGGUUAACGUUACCUGAAAAUGAAGGCAAACUAACGCGCAAUAAAGCACAAGCAUGCCGUGAAGUUGCAAAGAAGCUUUUUGAUGGUGAUGAAUAUAUGGCAAUUUCUGUCAGGUCAAAGUUGAUGUCGUUGGAGAAAAACUAUAAAGAAGGGGAACAACUAAGACUACAGCUGAACAGUUGUACAAAAGAUGAAGCAAUUAUUCAUGAAAAAAUCAAAGAAGGUAGUAAAUUUCACAAAGAAUGCAGAUUACUGUUUGGAGGGCAAAAGACAAUCGAAGCGUUUGCACCUAACACUGGUUCACCAACAACACCAAUCACAUCCGUUCCCCCAUCAUCCUCUUCAUCCACCAACCCUUAUUCACCGAUUCAAAGUAGUAUCAACAUUCAUACCAACAAUGAUAAUCAAAAAUAUAUCCCAAGUAACCUUGUCAUUACAAGUCCAGAGUAUGAUACUCAUGCACCCUAUGAUGAACCAACAAACUCGACCAAGUCCAACUCCUUUUCAAAUACUAUGUUACCACGCUUGCACGAUGACCGACUAAGAUCUUUAACAAACUCCUCAACUAUUACUCGAACGUUCUGGACGCUACCUCCAGUGAAAUCAGUGGAUUUGCCAUCCGUAGACCUGUUACAACCCCAUACUAAAAGCACUCACAAGAGCAAUAACAACAAUAUGCAUAUUAAUACAGCUUAUUCAGGGCAACAGCAACAACCUAAAAAAAAGAGACGGAAGCCAGUCUCAGAAGAUAGCCCAUCGAAUACGAACACAUUGGUUGCAAAGUAUGCUGCGAAACAAGCAUCUUAUGCAGCGAAACAAGCAUCCUAUGCAGCAAAACAAGCAGAAUUUGAAGCCUUGAAGUCUGAACAUGAGCUCAGUAAAAUGCAAUAUGCGGUUCGUUUGGCAGAAAUUGAGCUUGAUCGUGAUGUCUUAUUGGUUAAAAAGUUAGAGCUAGAAUUACAGCUUACCAGGAAUAAAGAGCGUUCAUAG